Malaclemys terrapin pileata is the source of this 5863-nucleotide messenger RNA. It is a transcript of the gene COL15A1, whose product is annotated as collagen type XV alpha 1 chain. The coding region runs from base 225 to 4439 and encodes 1404 amino acids. The transcript is spliced from 42 exons. The record is from RefSeq and is a predicted model, not a curated record. Gene Ontology annotation, cellular component: basement membrane. Lineage: Eukaryota; Metazoa; Chordata; Testudines; Emydidae.
AUGGUUAGUAAUGAAUAUUUAGGCUGUAAAUUAGACACCUAAGAUCACGAAACACGUUUGAAGGUGGCUUAUGAACUCUGGCAGCAACGUAAAACAACUUUCAACUUCUUUUUAGGAUGAUGUCAUUUCUUCUUCAUUUUUACCAGCUGUAAAAAUUGGAGACAGCAAUCAAGCAAUUGGAGAAGAAAGUUUGAGGCUUGAUUUGUUGUCUGCAGCACUGAAAGAUGUUCAGCAAACUAGCCUGGAUUAUUUUCCUAAUGCAGUCUGGUUUUAUAGAAGGGCAAUGGUGGUGGCAACGGCUGUGGGGCACCACACAAACAACUACUCCACCUGUAGCCACAGCUGUCAACACUAUCACUUUAAACAUAAGUGUGCCUAAGGGCUACGUAACAAAUGGAGUUUCACUGAGUCGGACUACAGUUAGCGCAAGGGCUCCUGCAGGGAGCAUCACUUCCACAGUAUCUUCAAGUGCCACUGGAGUUCCUUAUGAAUCUACUUUGCCAGGUGGAGAAGCAGUAACUAAUUUUUCCAGAGAAAAAGCUCUCUCAAAACUGGAGUUAAAGACAGGAAAGAAAAUAAGUCAGGGGAAACAAAAGAAAACAGAACGAGGAUCAAAGGGUCAUCUUGAUCUGACAGAGCUGAUAGGAGUUCCACUCCCUCUUUCUGUCUCCUUUAUCACUGGCUAUGGAGGGUUUCCAGCUUACAGUUUUGGACAAGAUGCUAACAUCGGCCGUUUGACAAGCACUUUAAUACCACAGACCUUCUAUAGUGAUUUUGCUAUCGUAGUUACAGUAAAACCAAACAGCGAUGAUGGAGGUGUACUAUUUGCAAUAACAGAUGCCUUUCAGAAAACUAUAUACUUGGGAAUGAGACUAUCGCCAGUUGAUGAUGGCACCCAGAGAAUAAUCAUGUACUACACAGAGCCUGGUUCCCACAUCUCCCGAGAGGCUGCUUCAUUUAAAGUUCCAGUGAUGACUAAUAAAUGGAAUCGAUUUACAGUGACUGUUCAGGGAAAUGACACUGUUCUGUUCAUGGAUUGUGAAGAAUAUAACAGAGUUCAGUUUCAGAGGUCAUCUCAGGCCUUGCAAUUUGAAUCCAACUCUGGUAUAUUUGUUGGAAAUGCAGGAGCAGCAACAGGAUUGGAAAAAUUCACAGGGUCGAUUCAACAACUAAUGAUCAAACCUGACCCAAGGGCUACUGAAGACCAAUGUGAAGAUGAUGACCCAUAUGCAUCGGGAGAUUCUAGUGGCACUGGUAGCAUUCAAGAGCAGGAAGGUCUUCCUGAGACAGAAGAAGUCAUUGCAUCUUCUCAACCCCUACCCGAGGAAACAACAGCUGGACCUGUAGGAGCACCUCCAACUGUAUCAGCUCAAUCAGAAGAAAUGGAUUUCUCAGGACAUCAUAUAUUAGAUGAAACACCUGAACUACCUACAAUCAAAGAACAAGGUUCAACCAGUGCAGGAAAUGAUCAACAUGAAAGUGACGCCACUACGGUAGCCCAGGAAAUACUAAAACCAGAAGCUGGUUCUGGUGCUAUUGUUUUGCAAGGAGUGAGCAGAGAAAAGGGUCAAAAAGGUGAGAGAGGUGAAAAGGGAGAGCAAGGGCCGCGAGGACCACCAGGACAGUCGGAACUAGAAGAAAUGCAGACAGGGAUUCAAGGACCCCCUGGGCCUCUAGGAAAACCUGGGCGAGAUGGUGAACCUGGCAUUCCUGGUAAAGAUGGAUUGCCAGGUGAAAGAGGUCUUCAGGGAUUGCCAGGGUUGAAGGGAGAGGAUGGCCUUAAAGGAGAAAAGGGUGAGCCUGGUGUGGGACUCCCAGGACCACGAGGACUUCCAGGCCCUCCCGGUCCAUCCGCUCCAUUCAGAGGACUUAGUAGGCUGGAAUCUGAAGGAUCUGGGUCUGGUGAUCUUGACAGAGACAAUGAGGUUUUAAGAGGUCUCCCUGGGCCACCAGGCCCUCCAGGAUUACCCGGAGCACCAGGAAAACCUGAUUCAAAUUCAGGACCCCCUGGAUCACCAGGGAAAGAUGGGAAAGAUGGACCUUCUGGUGAGCCAGGCCCUCCAGGGCCCCAAGGACAUCCUGGACUUGAUGGAAUGGUUGGCCCUCCUGGAAAGAAAGGAGAAAAAGGUGAUCAAGGUCUUCCUGGUGCAGUUGGCCCAAAGGGAGAUGCUGGAGAUAUUGGAUCACCAGGCCCAGAAGGCCAGGCAGGUGCUGAUGGGCAGCCUGGAAAGCCUGGACCUCAAGGACCACCUGGACCACCGGGGCCACCUGGCCCAGGCUAUGGGUUUGGAUUUGAGGACAUGGAAGGAUCAGGGAGCAUCAGUUUGUUGAGUGAACCCAGAAUUCCAGGAUCAAGAGGGCCAAAUGGUCCUGUUGGGGAGACUGGACAGCGUGGGCCAAUGGGACCAAAGGGAGAAAAAGGGGAUACUGGUCCACCAGGUAUAGCAGGUUUAAAGGGUAAGCAAGGUGCAGAUGGAAAACCUGGAUUUCCCGGUGUUGCUGGACGUCCUGGAGAUGCAGGUCAAAAAGGGGACAAGGGUGACACAGGAUCCAAGGGUGAACCAGGACAGGAUGGUGCCAGUAUUGUUGGACCACCAGGGCCACCAGGACCACCAGGGCCAAUCAUGGCAGUACCACAGCUACUACUCAAUGAUACGGAUGGAAUUUCUAAUUUUACUGGAAUUAAAGGACUGCUUGGGCCUCCAGGGCCAGACGGCAGGCCCGGUCUACCAGGCUUUCCUGGCCCAAGGGGACCAAAAGGUGUCAUUGGACUGACUGGAUUACAAGGACCAAAAGGACAACAGGGUGAAAAGGGAGAACCCGGAUUUAUCGUAUCUGCAGAUGGAUCUCUAAGAGAACUAACAGGAAGACAAGGGCAGAAGGGUGAACGUGGGCCAAUGGGGCCACCAGGGCCUAUGGGACCAGUAGGACCUUCUGGACCUAAGGGAGAACUUGGUAUUCCUGGACGACCUGGCCGCCCAGGAUUGAAUGGACUGAAAGGUGUAAAAGGUGAACGGGGUGUAACAUUAUAUGGUCCUCCUGGCUUGCCUGGGCCCCCGGGACCCCCUGGACCUCCAGGGGCUGUAAUUCACAUCAAAGGAAUGGAGAAACUGAGGCACAAGGUCACCCAACAGGCUAGUAGCAGAGUCAGGAAUAGAACCCAGGUUGGCACUGCUCAUCCUGGAAACCAAGAAGCUAACAUUUAUGCAGGUAUGAAAGGCGAACCAGGCUCCUGGGAACUGCAUGGCCCACCAGGCUUAAAAGGUGAAAAAGGAGAGAGAGGCUCACCUGGACUACCAGGUCCUCCUCUGCCUUCAGCAUAUUUCAGCCACUUUGUUAACAGCAUGAAGGGUGAGAAAGGAGACAAUGGCGAAAGUGGCUUCAAAGGGGAAAAAGGAGAACCAAGUGGAGGGUUCUUUAUGCCAGGGCCUCCUGGACCCCCUGGACGACCAGGACUAGUUGGGCCAAAGGGGGAUUCAAUUGUUGGGCCAAGAGGCCCCCCUGGGUUACCUGGCCUACCUGGAUCUCCAGGGUAUGGAAUAGUUGGACCUCCCGGCCCACCAGGCCCUCCUGGACCCCCAGGACCUCCAGCGAUAUAUGGCUCAGCAGCUGCAGUUCCAGGGCCACCAGGUCCUCCCGGGGAGCCAGGAUUACCAGGAACUAGGAACCUGGUUACAACAUUUAGAAAUAUUGAUGGAAUGUUGCAAAAGGUUCACUUAGUGGCAGAAGGUACAUUAAUCUACCUGAGUGAAAGUAGCGAGGUGUUUAUCCGUGUUCGAGGAGGAUGGAGAAGAUUGCAGCUUGGGGAAUUAAUUCCCAUCCCAGCUGAUAGCCCUCCACCUCCAGCAAUUUCAGGCUAUGGAUUUCAGUCUCUUCCAGCACUAAGACCAGUUUCAACUAUUAAUCAUGGAAAACCAACACUGCAUUUGGUGGCUUUGAACUUGCCACUUUCUGGUGCCAUGCGAGCUGAUUAUCAAUGCUUUCAACAAGCCCGAGCGGCUGGUUUAAUGUCAACAUACAGAGCUUUCCUAUCAUCCCAUUUGCAAGAUCUGUCUACAGUUGUGAGAAAAUCAGACAGAUACAAUCUACCAAUAGUUAACCUUAAGGGAGAAAUACUCUUCAACAACUGGGAGUCUGUGUUUACUGGCAGCGGGGGACAGUUCAACAUCCAGAGUCCAAUAUACUCCUUUGAUGGGAGAAAUGUCAUGACAGAUCCAUCUUGGCCACAUAAAAUCAUAUGGCAUGGUUCAACUGCAAAUGGGAUCCGGCUAGUUAGCAACUACUGUGAAGCUUGGCGGACAGCUGACAUGGCAGUUAUGGGACAAGCAUCACCACUGACAACUGGGAAACUUCUGGAUCAAAAGCCUUACAGCUGCAGCAAUAAGUUUAUUGUUCUGUGUAUUGAAAACAGUUUUGUAUCUGGUAUCCGAAGAAAAUAAUUAAUCUGUUGCACAUAGAAAACAUUUGAAUUUUAUUUCAUAAAACCUUGACACUGAAAUUUAAUUUUUAAUGGUGUAAAUAUUCUAUUUUUUUAUUGCACAUUUACAAAUAAAACCAAAGAAAGCGUACCUCAAGACAGAACACUCCAGCAGGGUGGAAUUCAGGCCUGGUUUAGAGGGCUGGCAGAUGGCCUUUGGUACCACUUAAACCUCAUAUAGGGGCUGCAUGGAGAGUCAGCAGGCUGAGCAACCAUGCAGAAGUACCUGCUAAUCCCUGGUGUGCUGUGGAUCUGGUCUCCAUGUUGGCUGGGGAUGAAGAUCACUUUGGGGACGGGCCACGUGUGAUCUGAGAGCAAGACCAAGGGAAGGACCACAAAUCCAUGUUUGUUCAGAUCUACUGGCUCUGGUACCGCAAUCAACCAACCCAGCCCAUAGCAGCCCUCCACCCUGGCGGUAGAUUGUAGGGGAUGAGUUUCAUCUCCCCUUUCCACCUGAAUACUCAGAUAUGGGUUAUUUUUUAAAAAUGACACCCUAAAGCUAGGGUCCCUAAAUUCUAUAGUGCUGGGAGUUUUGAAGGCGCUUGCUGCCCCAUUUCAGUGGAGGCUGGCUAUGAACCUGACAGCCUGACUUCAGGCUCCCAUUCUUUAAAAUUUGGCAUCGGGCUUUGUGGGAGGAUUGAAUUUCAUGAUCCAUACUUUGGUGCUACUGUUGUCAGGAAACCCCCAGCAAUGUUAAUAGAAAACAUCUUGAUAGUACUAAUUGGUUUUACUGUCACAGCUGAGCACAGUAAACGCAGGCACAAGAACCAUCUGAACUUUAUUCAUUCCACUGCAUCAUAGAGGAAGCUUUUUCUUAGUGUAACAGACACUGCUGAGAGACAGACACCUGUCAUGUUUUCUUUAAAAUAGGUUUUAGGCAAUGUUAUCCCAUUAAGUUAUAUAUAAAGUGACUGCCUUGGUCUCCUGCCCCCCUGGUGAGACUGUCACUUUUUCACUGCUAUUAUUCUUGUUAAUAUGAACUAAUCCGUACUUAUAGAAAUGAUCAGUAAGUAUUAAUGUCUCACACAAACAGUAGUACCAUAACAUUUCUAUGUCUUAUCUGUAUUUUCCUACAGUAUAUUUUAACUUAAGAUAUUUACUUAUUGCCAUAAUCUAUCAGACUGUAACUAUAAAAGAUGAACUUCCACAUUAUCAUUUUGUAAGUAUAAGCUAGAGACUAGAUUGGAAAUGACUCUUCUUUUAGAUUUUGUGACUCAUUUGCCAUCAAAUCAGUAAUUUAAUACUCCAAUAGCUACUUACAUGCAAGUGAAGAUUUCCAUCCAUAUGGCUUUUAUUAUUAUAAAUGCAUUGGUUUUUAUAUGAUGUAAAAAUAUGAAAUCCAGUUUUAUUUUUCCAUUUUAAGUAAUACAAAAGCAUCUUUCCUGG